Molecule: messenger RNA, 5293 nt
Organism: Numida meleagris (helmeted guineafowl)
Lineage: Eukaryota; Metazoa; Chordata; Aves; Galliformes; Numididae
Gene: KIF3A
Product: kinesin family member 3A
Exons: 18
Coding region: 119-2239 (706 amino acids)
Biological process (GO): microtubule-based movement
Molecular function (GO): microtubule motor activity; ATP binding; microtubule binding
Source: RefSeq, a predicted model, not a curated record
UUGGCCGCCUCCCGGGGCGGUUUGGGGCGGGCGCAGGCGCGGUGCUGUUAUUGUUCCGUUGUGCGGCGCCGCGGCCCCUGUUACCGGCGGCGCUCCCUGUCCGCGCUACGGCCCCGCCAUGCCGAUCAACAAGCCUGAGAAGCCGGACAGGCCAGAGAGCUGCGAUAAUGUCAAGGUGGUUGUUCGGUGCCGGCCCCUUAAUGAGCGAGAGAAAGCGACGGGGUACAAAAUGGCAGUCAACGUGGAUGAGAUGAGAGGAACCAUCACAGUCCACAAAACAGACUCGUCCAAUGAACCUCCCAAGACAUUCACAUUUGACACUGUUUUUGGACCGGAGAGCAAGCAGCUGGAUGUCUAUAACCUAACUGCAAGACCUAUUAUCGACUCCGUCUUGGAAGGCUACAAUGGCACCAUUUUUGCAUAUGGGCAGACUGGAACAGGCAAAACCUUUACCAUGGAAGGGGUCAGAGCAGUUCCUGAGCUUAGAGGCAUCAUUCCAAAUUCCUUUGCCCACAUAUUUGGUCACAUUGCCAAAGCAGAGGGGGAUACGAGGUUUUUAGUUCGUGUGUCUUACCUGGAAAUUUACAAUGAAGAAGUGCGGGACCUGCUAGGAAAAGACCAGUCACAGAGACUAGAGGUUAAAGAGAGACCUGAUGUGGGAGUUUAUAUCAAAGACCUUUCAGCUUAUGUCGUAAACAAUGCAGAUGAUAUGGACAGAAUCAUGACUCUGGGCCACAAGAACCGUUCUGUUGGUGCCACGAACAUGAAUGAGCACAGCUCUCGCUCACACGCCAUCUUUACGAUCACCAUAGAGUGCAGUGAGAAGGGAGUUGAUGGAAACAUGCAUGUGCGCAUGGGCAAACUGCACCUUGUGGAUCUUGCUGGUUCUGAAAGACAAGCAAAAACUGGAGCAACGGGGCAGCGACUGAAGGAAGCUACUAAGAUCAACCUCUCUCUUUCUACACUGGGAAAUGUCAUCUCAGCACUGGUGGAUGGCAAGAGCACUCACGUGCCCUACCGUAACUCCAAACUGACACGACUCCUUCAGGAUUCCCUGGGGGGCAACUCCAAAACCAUGAUGUGUGCAAACAUUGGUCCAGCUGACUACAAUUACGAUGAGACCAUCAGCACUCUCAGAUACGCAAACCGAGCCAAGAACAUUAAGAACAAGGCCAGGAUUAAUGAAGACCCCAAGGAUGCUUUGCUCCGUCAGUUUCAAAAAGAAAUUGAAGAGCUUAAGAAAAAACUGGAAGAAGGAGAAGAGAUAUCAGGUUCUGAGACAAGUUCUUCUGAAGAAGAGGAUGAAGACGAUGAUGCAGAGAUUGGAGAAGAUGGGGAGAAGCGGAAGAAACGGCGGGAUCAAGCAGGCAAAAAGAAAGUUUCCCCUGAUAAGAUGGUAGAGAUGCAAGCGAAGAUUGAAGAGGAGAGAAAAGCUCUUGAAACUAAGCUUGAUAUGGAAGAAGAAGAAAGAAAUAAAGCCAGAGCUGAACUGGAGAAGAGAGAAAAAGAUUUGCUUAAAGCUCAACAAGAGCACCAGUCCCUGCUGGAGAAACUGUCUGCACUGGAGAAGAAGGUGAUUGUAGGAGGAGUGGACUUGCUGGCAAAAGCAGAAGAACAAGAGAAGCUUCUUGAAGAAUCAAAUAUGGAGCUGGAAGAGCGAAGGAGGAGGGCAGAGCAGCUUCGCAAGGAACUUGAGGAGAAGGAGCAAGAACGCUUGGACAUUGAGGAGAAGUAUACCAGCCUCCAAGAAGAAGCACAGGGGAAAACAAAAAAACUGAAGAAAGUUUGGACCAUGCUUAUGGCUGCAAAAUCAGAGAUGGCAGAUCUGCAACAAGAGCAUCAGAGAGAGAUUGAAGGCUUACUGGAGAAUAUUCGGCAGCUGAGCAGGGAACUUCGUCUUCAGAUGCUUAUCAUAGACAACUUCAUUCCUCAGGACUACCAGGAAAUGAUCGAGAACUAUGUUCACUGGAAUGAAGACAUUGGAGAAUGGCAGCUGAAAUGUGUUGCAUAUACAGGAAACAAUAUGAGGAAGCAGACUCCUGUCCUGGACAAGAAAGAAAAAGAUCCCUUUGAGGUGGACCUUUCCCAUGUUUACUUAGCUUACACUGAAGAAAGCUUGAGGCAAUCUCUGAUGAAGCUAGAGAGGCCGAGGACUUCAAAGGGAAGAUCCAGGCCCAAGACUGGUAGAAGAAAACGUUCUGCCAAGCCAGGCGCUGUCAUUGACUCUCUGCUGCAGUAGGUGUGACGUGUUCAGAAUUGCCGUAAAAAUCAGUGAGUGUGAAAGGUUUGGCCAGAAUAUGGAAUUUGAGAUGGCACGGUUUGAAGUGGCUAUAACAUCCAUGCCUUGCUGGUAUGGAGCUUGAAUUAAAAGAAUAUAUGUAUUUUUCCUUAGUCGCCUGUAUACUGUAUGUUAUAUUAACAUAAUAUUAAACCGGUAUAUUUUAUGGUUGUGGAAUUCCAUGUGUUAAACAAUGUGUUGUGCAGGGAACUAUUGUUGGUAAUCCUCCUUGAAAUGUAUAGGAAAAUAAGGAUUGUAGAUGUGUUCAAGUACUAGACGUAAUAGCUCAAAAUGGGUUGAUGAAAUCCUAAAACUUAAUGCUGGUAAAUCCGUGUCCUGCUUUGCACAUAACUGGCAGCUUUCACUGUUGUCUUCUGUUGCACUGAUCUGUUUGAAUGCGGUUGCUGCAAACCUUUGAGUUAAGAGCAUCAAACCCUUUCCUUUAAAUAUUUCACUGUAGUUAUUCAGCUGCUCAUGCUGUGUAUUCGACGCACAGCUCUCUUCUCUUCGUUCGCAGUCUUCCUGUACAAAAUGUAGUUGGGUAGAGGAGAACUUAGAACUACAUAAGUCUGAGGUUUGUGGGAAGGGACCAUGCUCUGUUCGAGCGCAACACUAGUAGUCUAAGUAAUGCUUUGAUUUUUGUCUAUUUGUGUGAUCUGCUGGCAGCGUGGAGAGUGAGGUCUGAUGCACAGAUAAGAGAACUUUUUUCCUCCUCUUCAGGCUGCGUUGCAGCGUUGCUUUGGCUGCUUUUUCUGCUUCUGAGCUGGAGGUUGUUCUAAUUGAUGUGAAUUGUUUUGUUGUGAUCUGGGCAGCACAGGCUGUUUAAGGGGAAGGCUUUAAUGCUGGAGGGACUGAACACUAUGGCUCCAUUUGUCUCACUCCUGGCCACAACUGAGGAUGAAUUUCUCCUGUGUUACAAUAGGCAUGAAGUGCCCGGUUUUCCCAGUAUAGUAACAUCCCCUGAAAUAGCUGAUGCUGCUUGUGUCUGUGUGCUCCAUCUCCUAUCUGGCAAUGCUUUGAGGGAAAGAAAUCUGGUUCUGCUGCUAACCAUUGGUGCUGGCUGCUCUUUUUCUUUGAUAUUUGUGCUGCUAAUAGGUACUUAACACUGCAAUACAUUCCUUUUGUGUCACAAAAAGGUGCAUCUCCUUUGGGCUGUGUGCUGUAUUAACUCAUGCUGGAGCGUAGCAGUUGCAGGUAUCUUAGCAGUUCCCAUGUCAGUGUGGUGUUCAUUAGUUAUGGUUUUCAUAUAAUUGUAGUGUUAGCUAGAAUUACAAAAAGGCUGUGAUUAAUAACACAAAAAAAUGAAUACUUAAGCUGGACAUAAGGAGCAGGACAUCUCCUUGGGCGCCUCGUUCCUGACAGUAGCUGUGUCUGCAAUUACCAGAACACUCCUGUGAAGUAUUUACUGCAGUUAGAAGCUGCUAGCCUUUUCUUACUGUCCCAAUGUUUAACUGGAUGCACCUUGUGAAUCUGUGACAGCUCCAGGUGUGAGGGUUAAAAUUGCUCUCACAAGAGCAUAUUUUCUCUGGAGAUGCAUUCAGAGCAAUUUGAAAUGAGUUCUAAGCUUUCCCCUGUGCUUUCUCUGAAGUGUUUCUCAGGACCAUGACUCAGGAGGAGAACGUAGUCCUCUUCUUGGAGGGAGAGGUGAGGAGACCUGGCUUUGUCACCCGAAUUCAUACAAGCUGCAAAUGCCAACACUGGUAUUUUUUUCUAGUCCAGCAUUUGACAGGACGUAAAGAUCAGGAUUUUUGUCCGAUCUGAACUGGUUAGAUUUCUUCCUGAAGAGCUGACCUUAUUUUGAACGUGCUUCAGCUAAGGAUAUCUUGUCACAUUUGUGUGAGCUGAGACAGACUGAGAACGUCCCCAGUGCCAUUUUGUCUUAGGAACGGGCAGGGAUGUUCUGGUCCGAGCAGACAGGUCCAUUCUCAGAACCAGGGUGAAUGUUGCUUCCUUUUGCUUCAUGGCUUGCAGUGCUUCAUUCUGUUAAACAAUCUGCUUUUGAGAAUGCUUCUCCUGAACCCUACUCUAAAAAAAGCCCAUUGAACUCUUCACCUGGCAGACAGUCAACGCAUGAAAAAUGGGGCUGUGUGUCCUGACUCUGCGUUUACAACAUUUAAAAUCUAAUUACAGAGGGGUAUACUUGGGUUGAGUGAGUUCACGUUCUUUCUGCUGAAAACGAUAGUGCUCGGCGUACUGAAAAGAUCCUCGAGGCAGAGAAAAAACUUCAAAUAAAUAAUUGCUCAGCUUUAGAAUGAGCUGGGAGAAAUUGGUUGUGACUUCCUGUUACAGGGGCUUGUUUUGGAGAGCAAACUUUCUGCUCUUCGCAGCGGCCUUUGUUUUGACGGAGAACACAAUCUCCUUCGAGAUGAUCUGUCAGCUCGGCUCACCUUCUCACCGUGCUGUUUUGCUGAAGUUUUGGAAACUUCCUUUCAAAACAGAGCCCUGCUUGCAGGUUUGCUGUACAGGCCCUGUGCAGCUCUGGACAGGCUGCAGUUGUCAAAUGUCCCUAUACUGAGUCUUAAAGAGGGAGGGCUGGAGUUCAUGGCCAUGGAGCCAUCUUCAUUGCAGGCCGCUGCACGCCACGUACCAGUAACACAGACGUCGUGUGUUCAUUUUUUUGCAUCUUGUCACCAGAAGCUUCCCCUCAUUCCAGCAAAUUGCAUUGAGUGUCUCUGGCUGUACGUUGUUCAAUGCUGUGUAAAUGAAUCAUUUCAGAAUUAACUUGUUAUGGAACCUUUCUUCGGCUUCAAGGGAAGUGAAAAUGGUCCUUAGUGCCUUUCAGUAACUAACUCAGUCUGCACCCUGAGCUCUCACCUCUCUCAGCAGUUCUGCUUAGCCAGUUCUGUACAUAGGAAAAACUGCUUCUCUGUUUGUAUAACUCGUCUGCCUAUUUAUUGGUUAGCCAACUGUUUAUUUUAAUAUUCUUUAUGUUUAAACUUAAAUCCCUACACUGUACAUAUAAGUAUUGUGUCCCUGGAGCAUGUUCAUACCGUGAAAUAAAAUCGUUGAUUCCUA